AUGUCUGAAGUAUCUGCAGAGGCUUUUCCCCACUCCUCGACUCAGCUGAACCCUGCUGCAUCUCUCGAAGGGCUCCCAGCUGAGGACAACAUGUCAGGGAUGCAAACAGAGGACGGGAGGGUCCAGGGUAUAGCAGGCCUUGCCGCUACUUGCUGCGUGUGCCUGGAGGCAGAGCGAUUGAGGGGCUGCCUCAACUCUGAAAAGAUCUGCAUCGUCCCUAUCCUGGCUUGCCUGCUCAGCCUGUGCCUCUGCAUUGCUGGCCUCAAGUGGGUGUUUGUAGACAAAAUUUUUGAGUAUGAUUCUCCUACCCACCUAGACCCUGGGAGGAUAGGGCAAGACCCAGUGAUUUCAGUGGAACCUACUGCUCUGUCUGCUUGGGUGCCUUCAGUGGUGCAUACCUCACCUUUCCCAGUACCGAGCCCUGAAACCAAGGUUGAAGUUACAGUGCAAGCUGAUAGUUCGCUAGUGCCCUCCGAGCCUUUCCUCUUGCCUUCUCUGCAUAACCGUGUCUUAGAUUUUUCAUUGUUGUCCUCCGCCGCACCUUCCUUCCCUCCGCCCACGCUGGAGCCUGAGGUGAGAGAGGCUACCACCCUGUCUCAGGCACAAACAACAGAAACUAAUCUCCAAAUCGCUCCAAAACUUUCCACUUCUACAUCGACUACUGGGACAAGUCAUCUCACAAAAUGUGACAUAAAGCAGAAAGCCUUCUGUGUCAACGGGGGAGAGUGUUACAUGGUCAAAGACCUUCCAAACCCCCCCAGAUAUUUGUGCAGGUGCCCAAAUGAAUUUACUGGUGAUCGCUGCCAAAACUACGUAAUGGCCAGCUUCUACAAGCAUCUUGGGAUUGAAUUUAUGGAAGCAGAGGAACUAUACCAGAAAAGGGUCUUGACCAUAACUGGCAUCUGCAUUGCCCUCCUUGUAGUUGGCAUCAUGUGUGUUGUGGCCUACUGCAAAACCAAGAAGCAACGGAAAAAGUUGCAUGAUCGUCUUAGGCAGAGCCUGCGCUCUGAGCAGAACAACAUGGUGAACAUGGCCAAUGGGCCCCACCAUCCCAAUCCACCGCCCGAAAACGUCCAGCUAGUAAAUCAGUAUGUAUCUAAAAAUGUAAUAUCCAGUGAACACGUCAUUGAGAGAGAGACAGAGACGUCGUUUUCCACAAGUCACUACACCUCGACAACGCAUCACUCCACCACUGUCACCCAGACGCCCAGCCAUAGUUGGAGUAACGGUCGGACGGACAGCAUUAUCUCAGAAAGCCACUCGGUGCUUGUGAGUUCUUCCGUAGAGAACAGCAGGCACGCAAGCCCAGCAGGACCCAGAGGACGCCUCAGCGGCAUAGGAGGUCCACGAGAUUGCAACAACUUCCUGAGGCAUGCAAGAGAGACCCCUGACUCCUACCGAGAUUCGCCUCACAGCGAAAGGUAUGUAUCCGCUAUGACCACACCGGCUCGCAUGUCACCUGUUGAUUUCCACACUCCAAGUUCUCCGAAGUCCCCCCCUUCAGAAAUGUCUCCACCGGUAUCCAGUUUAACUGUAUCUGUCCCUUCUGUGGCGGUCAGUCCCUUUAUGGAAGAGGAGAGGCCUCUGCUUCUGGUGACGCCACCUCGGUUACGGGAGAAGUAUGACCAUCACAUUCAGCAGUUCAAUACCUUCCACCACAACCCUGCCCAUGAGAGCAACAGUCCGCCACCUAGUCCUCUGAGGAUAGUAGAGGACGAGGAAUAUGAGACCACACAGGAGUAUGAGCCAGCACAGGAGCCUCCAAAGAAACUAGUCAACAGCCGGAGGGCAAAAAGAACAAAGCCCAACGGCCACAUUUCCAACAGAUUAGAAGUGGACACCGACACAAGCUCUGAGAGCAGUAGCUCUGAGAGUGAAACAGAAGACGAAAGAAUAGGUGAGGAUACACCUUUCCUGAGCAUACAGAACCCCAUGGCAACCAGCCUAGAGCCAGCCACUGCAUACCGACUGGCUGACAGCAGGACUAACCCAACUAGCCGGUUCUCCACACAGGAAGAAUUACAAGCAAGGUUGUCCAGUGUAAUAGCUAAUCAAGACCCUAUUGCUGUAUAA
Messenger RNA from Emys orbicularis (European pond turtle), 2073 nucleotides. It is a transcript of the gene NRG1, whose product is annotated as neuregulin 1. Gene Ontology annotation, biological process: activation of transmembrane receptor protein tyrosine kinase activity; intracellular signal transduction; cell differentiation. The coding region runs from base 1 to 2073 and encodes 690 amino acids. Lineage: Eukaryota; Metazoa; Chordata; Testudines; Emydidae. The record is from RefSeq and is a predicted model, not a curated record. The transcript is spliced from 9 exons. Gene Ontology annotation, molecular function: chemorepellent activity; protein tyrosine kinase activator activity.